CAUAUUUGGAGGAGUUUAAAACCCAACUCGUAUCCAUCAUCGUCAUCGUUCCUGUAAUCCCUCUCUGGCUUUCCCAAUUUCCUUGUGCGAGCUGCGACUCCAGGUUCGAAAUUCUUAUUCAUCAUCCUCAUCAAUUCAUUUUUCAAAGCAUUUAAGUUAAGCAUUUCAGCUUUGAAGAAAUGCCGUCUCUGCAAACAGCGUUGCCCCCUGAGCUUGCCAACAAUGUGAUCAGACUUUACCGGGAGUGUCUCCGAAGAGCUAAAUACAUAGGGCAUAAGCAACACAAUACAGCUUUGGUUGUUGAUAUGGUAAGGCAGCAGUUCAAAAAACAUAUGCAUGAGACAGAUCCAGAAAAGAUUCAGAAGUUGAAAGAUGAUGCUGCAAGGGGACUAAUAAACCACAUGCUCUAUGAGUCUGAGAAGCUGUCUGGGCGUAAAUUCAGCAAGAGCUCUUGAUGGUGUUGGAGUUUUUAUUUGAGAUGCUGGUGUCUAAGACAAAUUUUUGACUGCUAAACCAAGUAAUAAAGAGAGGCUCGGGUUUUAGGAUUCCUAAUGAUUUUCCCAGUGUCAUGCAUUAUGUAUAAUGAAACUUGCCUGACUUGUUUACUUAGUAUUUUGAUUAUUUGCUUUGCUGUAUGAUGCAUGAUACUAAGGUUGAGGCAAGUUAUGUGGGUUCAAGAUAUUGCAUCUUCUUGUAAUUGCCUGUGAUGGCUGCAGUUUUAUUUAUCAGUCUGAUGUGAUUAACUUGAGUUAUAUA
Messenger RNA from Durio zibethinus, 756 nucleotides. The record is from RefSeq and is a predicted model, not a curated record. Lineage: Eukaryota; Viridiplantae; Streptophyta; Magnoliopsida; Malvales; Malvaceae.